AUGAGAAACAAAAGUCUAGACACUCUUCAUCUAAUCAGCUUUCCAGAUGCUGUGGACUACUCACCUAUGUCACCAGAAGGGCUAGAUGUUAACCUCGUAAGCCAAAACCGCCGCAGUUAUAUCUCAAAGCUGAGCAACUGCUCCUCUUCUUGGCCAGUCGGAUCUUUGGAUGCAUCGUGUCCUUGCCCCGUGUUAACCACACAACGCCACGACGAUGAAUUGAGAAACUUGCACCUCGCCCUGAAAUUCGCAAUCGAGGAUAUCAUCACGCGAUGGUGGACAGAUGAGGAAGCCCGGUUCCCUCUGCGCAUGCCGUUGGAGCCAGAAGAGGAAGACCUAUUGCGCUGGAUCCACUCGAACCGACACCUGUUCCCACCAUGGAAUGAGCGACAAGGAUCUUGGAGACCAGACUUUUUGGUGGAGAAAGAUGAAGCUGGCAUGGAGGGUUUUCGUAUUUGCGAGAUCAACGCGAGGUUCUGCUGGAAUGGGUAUAUGCAUUCCGGCUUUGGUCAGGACUCACUUUCGGCAUUCAAUCUUGCGUCGCGGGGUCUGACUCAUGCUGUAGAAGCUGAAACGAUUCUGGGUGGAUUGUUGGAACUAUUUGACAGCAAGUUUCCUUUGCAUCUUGUCAAAGGCGAAGAACACGGGAUUGAUAUCGCGAUGUUUAUCGAAUUUGCUCAUCAGAAACUUGGGAUAAAGCCGCGACUCAUAACUCCGGACACUCUGCGACUGAUCCCAGAUCCCUCCCAGUCUGGGAAAAGGGGAUACAAGCUGUGCUGCCUUGCUGAACCGGAUGCUGAUGAAACAAUCACAACCGAGUCCGGCGAGAUAGUGGAAGAGAUUCACCAAAUUUCUCUCGAACUUCACCAGCGGGAGAUCAAUGCUCUUGAUCCGGAGAUGAAACGUCAGAUCAGCUUGCGGUGUUUCAACGACAUGCGAACUAUCCUACUUGCUCAUGACAAGAGAAUGCUGGGACUCGUUCUUGAAGAACUCAACAAUUUAGUCUUUAGGAAUAUCAUCACUCCUAAACAGGCGGAAUGGCUUGAGCGAGGCUUAGCUCACACGAUUCUACCGGGCUCGACAGAAUUGAAGGAAUUUAUCAAGAAUUGCAAAGCCUCGAAUGUGUUCCAAAACGACUACCUCCUGAAACCGAUCAGGGGUGGGAAGGGAGCUGGUAUCUUGUUUGGUGACGAGGUGGACCAUUCCGACUGGCUAGCCCUGCUGGAGCCGAUGCGGUGUCCGAGACUGCGACCUGGAAAGACCCUCUACGUUGUACAGCGUAAAGUUCACCAACCAUACUAUGACGUGCUCUUGGGAUCGAAAGCCAAGUCUGAGCGAUGCCAUAUGGUUGGGACCUAUCAUGCAGUCAACGGUCGCUAUCUUGGACUAGGAGCCUGGCGAUGUAGUCCCGGGAGAUUAUGUGCUAUAUCUAAUGGGGCUACUUGGAUGUGUUCAGUAAAGCAGCGUUCCUAG
Molecule: messenger RNA, 1473 nt
Organism: Penicillium egyptiacum
Lineage: Eukaryota; Fungi; Ascomycota; Eurotiomycetes; Eurotiales; Aspergillaceae
Source: the annotation of a GenBank genome assembly